AUGAAAUCUUUCGCAUACAGAGAAGCUCCCCGCUUGUUCUCCCGGUCUAGCACUGCACAAAGAGCACCAAUUGCAGCUUACACAACAACAUGGGCACAAGGGCAAAGGAGAGGGUUUGCCGGUUCUACAGCGCGAUUGGCGGUCAAGCCAUACCUUUUGGCGGAUAUUGGAGAGGGUAUCACCGAAUGUCAGGUCAUACAAUGGUUCGUAAAACCAGGUGCGCGGGUCGAGCAGUUCGACCCGAUCUGCGAGGUGCAAUCAGACAAAGCUUCAGUAGAAAUCACAUCUCGGUUCGAUGGUGUCAUCAAGAAGCUGUACUAUGAGCCGGACGAUAUGGCUAAGGUCGGCAAGCCAUUAGUCGACAUCGACAUCCAGAGCGAAAUAUCAGCGGCCGACGAGGCAUUGCUCAACGGGAGCUCAGACAAGCGGGCUGCGGAAGAGGCCUCGAAGCCAGCUCAGCCACAGGCGCAGGAAUUGGAGGUCGGAAGGAACGACACGAAGGCUGCAGCCGAAAAUGUGUCUUCGUCCGAGCAAUCAAUGUCCCUGCGACCCGAGCCUUUGACCGAGCAGCCGAAACCACAACGGCAGUCAGGAAAGCAUGCAUCGUUGGCAACGCCUGCGGUCCGAGGCAUGCUGAAAGACCUGAGGCUGAAUAUUGAAGACAUCGAAGGAACUGGCAAGGAAGGACGCGUCCUGAAGGAGGAUAUUCAGAGGCACGCACAGGCUGCGAAGCAAGCGUCGAGCUCUACAUCAGCCCCAACAACGGUGGCGGCAGUGGCUUCGCAACAAGUCGAAGACCGUGUUCACGCCCUGACGCCGGUCCAGUCAGGGAUGUUCAAACAGAUGACCAAGUCACUGUCCAUACCUCAUUUCCUUUUCACCGACAGCAUCGACUUCAGCUCCCUGACGCAACUACGUAGGAAGUACAACGUUAACCGUGAUAAGGCCGAGCGCAUAACACCACUGCCAAUCAUCAUCAAGGCGGUGUCGUUGGCUCUGCAACAGUUUCCGCUCCUCAAUGCACAUCUCGAUACUACGACAAACCCGGCUAAGCCACAACUGUCAAUCAAGGGCGGUCACAACAUUGGUGUAGCCGUCGACUCACCAUCUGGUCUACUGGUGCCUGUCAUCAAGAAUGUUCAGAACCACAGCAUCAGAUCAUUGUCACAAGAGAUAACGCGUCUUGCUGACCUUGCUCGCGCCGGCAAGCUUACAUCUGCGGAUCUGUCAGGCGCCACGUUCACACUCAGCAACAUUGGGAGUAUUGGCGGCUCGGCUGUUGCCCCUGUCAUUGUCACUCCUCAAGUGGGUAUCUUAGGCAUUGGCCGAGCAAAGGUGAUACCCGCAUUCGGCGAAAAUGGAGAGCUGGUAAAGAGGGAGGAGUGUGUGUUCAGUUGGAGCGCAGAUCAUCGGGUGAUUGAUGGUGCAUAUGUUGCUAGGGCGGCGGAAGAAGUAAGGAAGUCGAUAGAAGGCGUUGAAAACAUGUUGGUAACAUUGAGAUGA
Didymella exigua CBS 183.55 is the source of this 1503-nucleotide messenger RNA. Its product is annotated as branched-chain alpha-keto acid dehydrogenase E2 component. Gene Ontology annotation, cellular component: cytoplasm; mitochondrion. Gene Ontology annotation, molecular function: acetyltransferase activity; lipoic acid binding. The coding region runs from base 1 to 1503 and encodes 500 amino acids. The transcript has 4 exons. The record is from RefSeq and is a predicted model, not a curated record. NCBI's taxonomy places the organism in Eukaryota, Fungi, Ascomycota, Dothideomycetes, Pleosporales, Didymellaceae.